Molecule: messenger RNA, 2295 nt
Organism: Gadus chalcogrammus (walleye pollock)
Lineage: Eukaryota; Metazoa; Chordata; Actinopteri; Gadiformes; Gadidae
Product: transmembrane protein 238-like
Exons: 2
Coding region: 410-727 (105 amino acids)
Source: RefSeq, a predicted model, not a curated record
AUACUGGGACCCAAUGAAAACCUGUGUGCGACAAAGGGUUUACUGGAGUUUAAAACAAUUAAUAGGCUGUGUGUGAACCUUUACUAUGAAAACGUUAUAUGUGGAUUAACAAAGGUACAGUUAAGUAAUAAGUAAAUUCCAAAAUGCAGUAGGCCUACUGAUUGUUGUCAUGAAACUGUGGGUGUGCAAUGUGAUUCAAUGACACAAGACAGCACUCGCAUCCUGUUGAGGUGCGUCCUUGUUUUCAAACCUGUUCAGGGGGGGAUUGCCAAACAGGUAAUACAGGCGCAGUGUCGUUUGACAUUGCAGUUUUCUACCUUAGCAGAGUAGGCUAUGUCCGGAAAGCUUGGAAGACACAAUACUAUUGGCUUUAUAUAUUAAAUACAAUUUCAACGCUGAGACAAAUGCCAUGGCAGUGAAGAGUGAUGGGCUGACCCAUUGUAAGUUCGCUCUGGUGUUCGCCGUGGCGAUGGACCUGCUGGGCGUGAUUUCCAUGCUGCUGGGCGUCUUUGCCUCGCUGGAAUUCGAGGGUCAGGACUUCGGGGACCUGCUGGUGUACUCGGGGGCCCUUCUGGUGCUGUUCUCCAUGGGGGGCUGGGUUAUCUGGUACAGCGGAAACAUCCAAGGACUGACCACCACAAAGAAGUUAGGGGGCACCGCCUUCGACCGCCUCGCACGAAAUCUGAGCCGAAGGAUUCGGAUGCCCAGGUCUCAGAGCAGCCCGUGAAGCCUGAAGGGGCCGAUAUGAAAUGCUUCAAGGCCAUGCAUCCUUCAGGUCUUCAUUUUUUUUUUAUAUAUAUACCGAGCAUGGAGAUGGCUAACGUUCUAGAAAUAUUGGUAAUGUUAAAAUUAAAGUGUUUAAAUUAAAUUGUGUGUAAUAUUUUUUUUUUGCUAUGUACGUAUGCAUGUAUCAUAAGCUAGGGUCUAGUGAAAACGUUUUUGGAUCUCACUAUUCAAAUACAACAUGUGCUAACAGUAAAAAUAACCCAACUCAAUUAUCAUUAAAAAUAUAUUUUAACAAAAAAAUAUUACAUUUACAAAAGUAUAAUAGUCCGAUGAUUGUUGAAACAAAAGUGUGCACAAAUCGAGACAGUAAAUAGCCAAUACUGCAUAAGACACGUCGAAUAUGUUAGAAUACUUUAAACCAAAGCAACCAUAACACCAUACCAAUAUAAUUAACAGAUGACCUUACAAACAAUUAAGAAAAUAAAUACAUUUCUUCACAAAUCUGUUACAUUGAUAAUUUAUAGGUAAGAUCAAUAUAUAUCGAGACACACACACAUAUAUCACAUUUUUGCAUACAGAUGAGGGUUUUGUAGCAUAACAAUUGUCGUUUUUUAAGACAGAUUUUAACAUGGAUGUGAUAAAACAACCCAUCGAAAUAGAAGGAAAUGAAGCGUAGCAUUUAGAAAGUACAUUUCUUAUUUUUAGUCCACCCCGUGGAUCUGCUACUAAACAUGACAGGGGUAAAACAAUGCCCCUGUCAUGUUUAGUAAUAGGGGCUGUAUUCAGAUAUGUGUGCAGGUUGAGCAAAAAUAAGAUGGAAAGACUGUCUUCUUAACCAGGAACUAUCCCACAAUUAAUCAGGAGAUGAUUGAUUAAGAGAUGAUGUCUAUAAUUACCAGGUAAUAAAUGAUUAUGGCUAACAUUACAUGACAAAAGCCCUCAGCUGGAGAAAAUCUGGUGGAUUUGUUCAGAAGACAGAAGAAAAAGUUUGCAGAAGAUCAUCAAUACUUGUGUGUGUGGUUACGAUUCAAAUUCUGAACAAUACGUGGGACAGGCAAAACAUGUAACGUAAAUACUUAAGAUAAAAUCUGUAGCAUUGGUGCGUUCAACAAAGGCUUCACAGGUAAUGUAAAGGUACAGUGAGGCAGGGUUAUGAAUUUAGGCUAUUAGUCAAGUGCAAACUCAACUACAUUGUCUAUUUAAUGCAUCAUUCAUCAUUGCUGUAGUACAAUUUCAAGGAACACCUCCGGACAUUAAGGUCAGCCAUGUCAGAGUGCAGAGCUGGGAACAGAAGAGGUGGGGCUUUGCCAGAUGAUCAUGAGACUGCGUUCAGAACGGCUGAGUGUUGUUUGGGGCAGCUCAGUGGAGCCAUCACUUGUAUCGUCUCCUGUGAGAGUCAACUGAUCUGUUAGACACUUUUCAAACCUCUGCAGGAAAAUUAGGAUUGAAAGAAUACCAGGCUCUUUAAAAAAAGAAAAAAAUGAAGAAUUUAGUGAUUUUCAACCCACCGAUUCUGAAGUUGAUGUAGCCUUCUCCUCCACUGAGGAUGAACUGUGAUGGAGCACAACU